This is a messenger RNA of Phragmites australis (common reed), 2234 nucleotides long. Its product is annotated as chitin-inducible gibberellin-responsive protein 2-like. Gene Ontology annotation, cellular component: nucleus. Gene Ontology annotation, molecular function: sequence-specific DNA binding; DNA-binding transcription factor activity. The record is from RefSeq and is a predicted model, not a curated record. The transcript has 2 exons. NCBI's taxonomy places the organism in Eukaryota, Viridiplantae, Streptophyta, Magnoliopsida, Poales, Poaceae. Gene Ontology annotation, biological process: regulation of DNA-templated transcription. Bases 388 to 2031 code for a protein of 547 amino acids.
GAAAUAGCAGCGCCAACCAAAAUACUCCCCAGCUCCUCUCCUCCUCGGCGGAAACAUCCCAUUCCCCGGGCCACCGUCCCACCACCACCUGCCUUCUCCUCUCGUUCUCCCUAGCUACCCGCCCUCGCUCUCUCUGUUCUACUGCAGCUCUUUCCUUCCUGCUCCGCCGGGGUUCCCUCUCCGGAGACGGGUCGAGCUGAAGGAUCCGGCCUGGGCGCGCGCCGGAGCACGGGAGAGAUUUUUGUUUAAUCUGGGUUUACUAGAGGACAAGAAGACAUAUCAGCAAUCAAACUCCUCCGAGUUGAUCUUAAAAUUGGACAUGCUUGUCAUACUAGAGGCACUUGAUUACUUGGAGUUUUAGUGCAUCGGACUCUCUACUGGACCAGGAUGGCUGAUGCUCCAACUUCCCGUAUGGUGUGUCCCUUUGGAAAUGCACCAAGGCAGACUCCAGAACAAUUCCUAUAUUCUGGCAAUUCGCAGCACAUUUGUCAUCCUUACCAAUCAGAUUCGGACACCCACGUCGUACCGCAGCAUCAUGAUACCAUGAAGUCUCAUUCACCGGAUGCUGGUUUUGAAGACCAGGAGACUCACAAGCGGUACACACUGGACUCCUCUGCAGCUUCUGGAUGCAUGAGACAUGACUCUCCCUCCAGUCAGAGUCUCCCUACUGGGAGUGGCAGCCCUCUAUCUCACGAAGACAGUCACUCCGGCUCCACCAAUGGCAAUGGAUCACCUGUAAGCGCUUCGUGUGUCACCGAGGACCCUAACGAUCUCAAGCAAAAGCUAAAGGAUCUUGAGGCUGCAAUGCUUGGGACAGCCUCAGAGAUAGCCGAUAGCCUCGAGAUCUCCGUGGCAAACCAACUUUCAUUAAAACCGGAGGAGUGUGUGCACAUGACGAGCAUGCCCAGAGGCAACCUGAAGGAGCUGCUGAUUGCUUGUGCUAGAGCAGUGGGAGAGAAUAACAGCUUCGCGAUCAAUUUGAUGAUUCCAGAGUUGCAGAAAAUGGUGUCAGUGUCCGGUGAACCACUCGAGAGGUUGGGAGCCUAUAUGGUGGAAGGGCUUGUUGCCAGGCUCGCCUCCUCUGGUAACUCGAUCUACAAAACUUUGAAGUGCAAAGAGCCAAGGAGUUCUGAACUCCUAUCCUACAUGCAUUUCCUGUAUGAGGCCUGCCCCUACUUCAAGUUCGGCUACAUGUCAGCUAAUGGUGCAAUCGCAGAGGCUGUCAAGGGAGAAGACAGGAUCCAUAUCAUUGACUUCCAAAUCUCUCAAGGUGCCCAGUGGAUUUCUCUCCUUCAAGCCCUUGCAGCCAGGCCUGGUGGACCGCCAUUCGUGAGGAUCACCGGCAUUGAUGAUUCAGUCUCAGCUUACGCCCGAGGCGGCGGGCUGGAGUUAGUUGGCAGGAGGCUGUCACACAUUGCUGGCCUGUGCAAGGUGCCCUUCGAGUUCAAUGCACUUGCUGUCUCGGGCAGUGAAGUGGAAGAGGGACAUCUGGGUAUCAUCCCCGGUGAAGCCGUCGCUGUGAACUUCACCCUGGAGCUGCACCACAUCCCGGACGAGACCGUGAGCACGGCGAACCACCGGGACCGGAUCCUGAGGCUGGUGAAGGGCCUGUCCCCGAAGGUGCUCACCCUCGUGGAGCAGGAGUCCAACACGAACACCGCCCCCUUCGUGCAGCGGUUCGCGGAGACGCUCGACUACUACACGGCCAUCUUCGAGUCCAUCGACCUUGCGCUUCCCCGGGACGACAGGGAGAGGAUCAACAUGGAGCAGCACUGCCUGGCAAGGGAGAUCGUGAACCUGAUCGCCUGCGAGGGCGAGGAGAGGGUGGAGCGGCACGAGGUCUUCGGGAAAUGGAAGGCGCGCCUGACGAUGGCCGGGUUCAGGCCCUCCCCGCUCAGCGCGUUGGUGAACGCUGCCAUCAAGACGCUGCUGCAGAGCUACUCGCCCAACUACAAGCUCGCCGAAAGGGACGGGGUGCUCUACCUCGGAUGGAAGAACAGGCCCCUGGUGGUCUCGUCCGCAUGGCACUAGUGUGGUGAUGUGAAUUCUGAACUGACGAAGAAUCUGUAUCUCGUAGUCGCGUUUAGAUAUAUGUUCCGUUGAACACUAGAACUAUAGGAAGCUAUGGUGGUACUGGGAUGGAGUAGAAUACCUAUAACUUGAUGUUGUAAUGGCAAUCCUAGAAAAAGGUUGAUGAGGUGUAGUACAAGUUUGAGGGUAUAUGUUUCAGUUAA